AUGGACUACGGCCUGAUCAAGCCGCACUAUGUCCGCGCCAGCCCCUCGCACCAUGGCGCUCCCUCCUUCUCGUUCAUCGAGUAUGAGAACGGGAGCGGGGAGAUCGUGCACGGUCGCGUGCACCUUCUCCUGACGCUGAUGAUGAACACCGAGGAUGCACACCCCGCGGGAGAGGCCGUGGCAUUUGUGAGGCAGUGGUACCCCUUCCAGGUGGACGAAGGCACUGGCUGCAUGAGGAUGCGGCCCUCCGACAACAAUCUGAGCUACGAUCUCGUGCCGGUCAUAGCCAUGAAGAGGACCGUGCACAUGGUGGAGUCGUUUGUGACUCCUCGACUCUGGUAUCUGAACAGGUGGGCGGGCCGCUGCCGCGAGGAGUUGACCUAA
Closterium sp. Yama58-4 is the source of this 384-nucleotide messenger RNA. The record is from the annotation of a GenBank genome assembly. Lineage: Eukaryota; Viridiplantae; Streptophyta; Zygnematophyceae; Desmidiales; Closteriaceae.